This is a messenger RNA of Suillus subaureus, 1014 nucleotides long. RefSeq lists its product as uncharacterized. The annotation marks the transcript as partial. Lineage: Eukaryota; Fungi; Basidiomycota; Agaricomycetes; Boletales; Suillaceae. The transcript has 3 exons. The record is from RefSeq and is a predicted model, not a curated record.
GCUGUCAACCCACACACCAAUAAAGCUUGGUUUGAUCUUCUCAAAGAUGUCUUUGAGAAGUAUGACAUCAAUGAAGACUGUAUUUAUGCAGCUGAUGAAAUUGGUAUUUCACCAGAUUCUGGUGAGCAUGAAUGUGUUAUUGGAGGCAGAUGGCCUGGGCCUCAAUACCAGCAAUGUACAGGGAAUCGAGAGAACAUCACCAUCAUUGUUACGGUCUGUGCUGAUAUCCCAUCAUAUUCCCACGCUUUUCAGACCUAUUUCCAGACCCCAUAUCUGACUCAUUCCUGGAUCCCCUAUCCUGUCCACCCUAUGCACUUUCUGUCCAGCAAGAUAUCCAGACUUUACCUCCUCUUGGAUACUGGACUACAUCCACCACCUCACAUAUCUCAGUCCUUCUUCAUCUUCCUGUCCUCCAUACUUCCAGACAUCCUGUCCUAUCCAGCUCACAUAACUCAUGUAUAUCAAGGCCUAGAUGUCAUUGUUUUUGCAGUCCUAAAACAGUGCUGGAGUGAGGAGCAGGACAAAUGGGAAAGAGAGAAAGGUGAAGGCAUCACAAAGGCCAAUUUUAUCACCAUUUAUGGCUGCACUCACCUCCGUGCACUCACACCAGACCUUGUUCGCAUGGCUUUCUGCAAGACUGGUGUCUGGCCAUUUGAUCGUGAUGUUGUCCCUAGCAACAUGCUGGCUCCAAGUAAGGAAACCUCAACUAAAUCAUAUCUUCCAAUCACACCAUCCAUGCCUAUGAGAGUUCUCACUGAUGCCAUUCAAAAGAUGUCAACACAGCUUAGUAACAAUGGAAAUGAAGAAGAACAUUCAAUAAACUCAUCAUCUAGUACUCAGGAGGAUCUCAAGACCAUUAUCAAACAACUUGCUGAAACAUCAUUGUCAAAACUCAUCUCACCAACACCAAUGAACUCACAGACUGACCUUCAGCAUACCACAGCCCACACUAUCUCCCCCAUCAAGAAAUCAUGUACAUACACCUAUGACAAAUAUUCAGAGCCCCUUCAGUGA